Messenger RNA from Pleuronectes platessa (European plaice), 2120 nucleotides. It is a transcript of the gene npl, whose product is annotated as N-acetylneuraminate pyruvate lyase (dihydrodipicolinate synthase). The record is from RefSeq and is a predicted model, not a curated record. Bases 236 to 1153 code for a protein of 305 amino acids. Gene Ontology annotation, molecular function: 4-hydroxy-tetrahydrodipicolinate synthase activity; N-acetylneuraminate lyase activity. NCBI's taxonomy places the organism in Eukaryota, Metazoa, Chordata, Actinopteri, Pleuronectiformes, Pleuronectidae. The transcript has 12 exons. Gene Ontology annotation, biological process: N-acetylneuraminate catabolic process.
GAUGCGCGGCCACGAUAAAAUGAACGAAUCUCUCUUUGAGAGUACUCGUUACUCCCGAGUCCUUGUAAGGAUUCGUUCAAAACGAACGAAUCGUUCACGGCCGACACAUCACUAGCACGUCAACAAAUCCCUGUCUACUGGAAAUCCAGAUAAAACCAGUAACAUGCAACUUCCCCAAAAGUAAAACGUUGAUGUCCUGAACGCACGGAAGGAAAAGACGUCUCUCAGGUGAGUCAUGGCUCCAGUCGCGCACAAAAAGCUGACAGGACUUGUUGCAGCUACAUUCACUCCGUUGACCCCCCAAGGUGAAGUCAACCUAUCAGUGAUUGGACCUUAUAUUGACUACUUGAAAGAGAAGCAAGGUGUAAAUAACUUGUUUGUCAAUGGCACCACCGGAGAGAGCAUGUCUCUCAGUGUUGCAGAGAGGAAGAUCCUGGCUGAGGAGUGGUGUCUAAAAGCCAAGGGCAAAGUUGAUCAGCUGAUUGUGCAUGUCGGCUGCAUGAGUCUGAAAGAUUCCCAAGAACUGACUCGUCACGCUGCAGAUAUCAGGGCUGAUGGGAUAGCAAUCAUUUCCCCCUCUUUCUUCAAACCAAGAACUGCAGAGGUGCUGAGGACGUAUCUCCGUGAAGUCAUUUCAGUUGCUCCAACCAUGCCUGUCUAUUACUAUCAUAUUCCAUCUGUCACCAGUGUUGAUGUGCUGGGGAGGGAUGUGUUGGAAGGUAUCCAGGAACUCAUUCCCUCCUUCAGUGGAGUCAAGUUCUCUGGCAGUGACCUGAUGGACUUUGGCCAGUGUGUCAGCUACAGUCAGCCCCACUGGUCUUGCCUCUACGGUGUGGACGAGCAACUGCUUGCAGCCCUGGCUCUGGGAGCACACGGAGCGGUUGGCAGCACGUAUAACUACAUGGGAAGCCAUUUCAAUGAGCUCAUGGCAGCGUUUGAGAGAGGCGACCUUGUCCAAGCCAGAACAAUACAGUUCAAGAUGCAAGAGCUUAUCAGUUACGCCAAGAAACUUGGUUUCGACCUGGGAGUGAACAAGCAGCUGAUGAUCGAGUUGUCAGGCCUGUCUCUGGGGCCUCCUCGACUCCCUGUGAUGCCUUGUGCUCCGAGUGUAGCCCUGUCCAUUGUGCAGAAAUAUCACAGUCUUUUUUCCUAAAUACUGAUUUGUUGAUUGACACGUUAAAUCCCGCUGUCACCUGACUGUCUGUCCAACAGCAGAAAUUCUGAAUCAGACGUUCACGCUUUGCUACAAAUCUUUCCAUUACGUCAGCUAAAUGCUGUAAUUUAGUGGUGCUAUGCAAAUAAUUCCAGGAGCACAGUGAGAAAACAAACAAUUCAGGGUUGGGUAUAUUUUUUAUCAUUUCAAAAUUAUCUAUGAAUUAUACAACAAUUAACAGCUUCUAAAUGGCAUGAAACUUAUAUAUAUAUUAACUACUGCGAUAAAAAACAUUCAUGGGACUUUUGUCCUUUGAUUAUUCUCCUAUUUCUUAUAUACUAUCCUAUAUACUAUAUACUAUACUAAAAAUCCAAGAGGAUUCUCCCUACCCUGUCUAGUGCCCUUGAGCAAGGCACCUUACUCCCCCAACAUCUGCUCCCCGGGCGCUCCACAUGGUCGCUCACUGCUCUGUGUGUCCUGCACCAGAUGGGUCAAAAGCAGAGGAUACAUUUCCCUACCUGCAUGAGUGUGCCUGCAUCUUAAUCUUAAUGGGCAUUAUCUGUUGACAGUACCUUUUCAAGAGUUAUUUUUCUUUUGAUUGGGAAACUUCUUCUCUAUCUCUACAAGUACUGUAAUCACAGCAUUUAUCAUUGUUUAUGGUUUGAUGAAGUUUGAAGUAAAACUAACUUCCAUUACCUGAGGAAAUUUAGGGAACCCAGGACUGUCACAAAUUAGCAGUAUUAUUUUGCAUUUCUGUGCAAAAUCGCUGAAUCUCAUUUUGGGAAUUCAAGCACACAAAGACUCAUUUUGUUGAAAACUUGUUUGGCCUUGAAAAUCCCAGUUAUGGAAAAAACCCAGAACAUGAGUUGACCAUGAGUAGACAAAGGAGCGUCAAAUGCCGAUAAAUGAGAUUCAGCCCUUGUUUGUCUGUUUGUUUGUUAUUAAAUGUAAACUCUUUAAAGGGAAA